AUGGAUAGAAAUAGAGAAGCUAGAAGAGUACCGAUGGCGGCGGCCGGAAAUGGCUUGUCCAGGCGGAGGCAUAGAGCCGGAAGUUUCAGAGAUUCCCCAGAGGAGGAGGGUCCGGUGGAGCUACCGGAGGCCGCGAGGCUGAGAGAUCGAGGUGGUAGCACGAAAAAGGAUAGAGAUCGGGAACGUGAUAGAGACAGGGAGAGGGAAAGAGAACGGGAUAAUAGGGAGAGAGAUCGGUUAAAUAGCCGGAGUAAAAGGAGGAGAGGAGAACGGUUGAUGAUGGUUCACGGUAAUAUAGACGACGGCGGCGACGAUAGCUCCGAAGAGAGUGUCAACGACGAUGAAGAAUAUGACGACGGCGGUGGAGGCGUAGGACCACCUUCCUCCAUGAAGAUGCUUCCUCCGACGAGCAAUAUCUCCGCCGCUCCGUUUUCAUCGUCUCUGUCAAAUCACCACAACGGCAGCGGUAAUCUCCACCAUCACCACCACAACCACCAUCAGAGGAAGAACUUUCCUCCGACAUCGAAAGUUUUCAGAUCGUCUCCAUCUCCGGCGCCGGUAUCCCCUCUCGUCUCGUCUUGGAAGGCCGCAGACGAGAUGAUCGGCGUAUCGGUUCCUAGAAAAGCUCGGUCAGCUUGUACGAAGAGACCGCAUGAAUCAUGGGCAUCGAGUGCUACCGGCGGUGGUGUUUUUGCUUCCGGCGAACAAAUCCACCGGCAAGUAUCGACGUCUCCAGCUAGAGUUAGUCCGGCUUCCAUUUUAGCGUCUCCGUCUCCUCCAGCUCCUACAUCGCCAUCUUCAUCCAGCGUUUCAGUCCGGAAAAAAAUGCCGUCGGGGACAAAACAGAAGCCGCUUCCACCGAAAUCAUCAUCGUGCAAGUUACCAUCUCCGGUGGCCGUUCAAGACGAGAUCGAGAUCGAGAUUGCAGAGGUGUUGUAUGGCAUGAUGAGGAUGCCUCUAGCCACAUCAAAACAAGAGUCCGCCGGUAACGAUUUGGGGGAUGCAGGAGCGAAACCAACGGUAGACGUCAAAUCCAGAGUAUCUUCACCGAUCUCCAAUUCCCAAACUGUUCCUCAGUCUUCCAUGACGCUUGCUGCAAAUUCGAGCUCCUCUAAUGUUUCAGCCAUCGCUCCUAAAAGAAAGAAGCCGAGGCAUGUCAAAUACGAUGACGAGAACAGUUUCAGUUUACCAUCACGCGCCAUUAAAUCCGAAGCUGAAGCUCCUUCGAAAAGUCAAGUUCCGUUCGGUGAUCAGCUAAAGAGGUCAGGAUCCGCCGAAGAAAACAGCUCCGUAUUGGAUCCGAUCAAUCUACCUCAGAGAGAAAGCAACGCAGCGUUAGAUUCGAGAAAAGAAAACACUAUGUCCCAGGAGAAAGCAGUAUUGCCGAAAGUGGAAUCGUCUUCAGGAUUUAGAUCCGAUGGUGGCGGAGCUAAAUCAAGUUCGCCGGAGAAGGAGAAGUUUGAGAUAGAUCUGAUGGCGCCACCGCCGGUUAGAUCUUCAUCGGAGAGAGGCGGUGAGAUGGAAUGUGUGGCAGCGGAAGCUAAACCUAAAGUCACGGAAGUGGAAACGGAAACGAAGCCUCUAUUAAAGGAAGAUGGAGGUGACGCCACGAAUCUUGAGCUUUCAGAGAAGAAGAAACCAAGAACGGUGGCAGAAACUGAACCUCACAAGUCGGAGAGGAAUUGUGAACUCAAACUCGACUUGGAAAAGUCUGAUCAUGCGGGAUUAGUGAACAAGCAUCAUAUUCAGAAACAACCACAACAACAACUACAUGUUCCUGAUAAAACAGCUCAAGCUAGCCCUUUGCCUCUGCACAUGUCAAUGCCUGGAUGGCCUGGUGGCCUACCUACAAUGGGAUACAUGCCAUCUACACAAGGAGUUGUGCCUACGGAUACUAGUUCCAUGUCAUCUGCGGCAAUGCAGCCUCCUCCGCAUUUACUUUUUAAUCAACCGAGGCCUAAGAGAUGUGCAACACAUUGCUAUAUCGCUCGCAAUAUUCAAUCGCAUCAGCAAUUCACAAAGAUGAAUCCAUUCUGGCCUGCAGCAGCCGGCUCAGCUCCAUUGUACGGGACCAAGGCCUGCAAUCUCAGUCUCAUGCCUCCCACAGAACUCCAGGGGAGUGUAUUGGGAAGAGGUUCCAACCCUGUUCCAGAUAAGAACUCUCAAUCUACUUCCAAAAGCUCAGACACAGCUCAGAGAAAUCAAAUAUUGCUCCAGCAAGCUCUGCCUCCGGGAGCAGCUAAUAACAUCAUGCAUGGUCCAACAUUCAUUUUCCCUGUGGGCCAACAGCCUCAUGCAGCUGCCACAAUAGCUGCCGCAUCUGUCAGGCCUCCUAGCAGUGGAAACACAGCUUCUUCUGGUGGGACAGCUAAUUCUAACUCCAUGAAUGGUUCUGCAUCAGCUACUCCAGCUGGUGCCCCAACAAUGACCUUCAGUUAUCCAGGCAUGCCGGGCAAUGAAACGCAGUACCUGGCCAUCUUGCAGAACAAUGGCUAUCCAUUUCCGGUCCCAGCACAUGUUGGUGCACCGCCUGCUUACAGAGGAGGUCCUGGGCAGCCGAUACCAUUCUUUAAUGGCUCAUUCUAUUCCUCCCAAAUGAUUCAGCCGCCACAUCUCCAGCCACAGAAGCAGCAACAACAGCAACAUCAGCAGCAGCAGCAAGCUGGUCAAAUGCUCCAGAGCCAUGGUCCAAACAACCAGAAUGGAAGUGUUUCCACUGGCUCCUCGCCAGCUCAGAAGCAUCUGCAGCAGAACCAACAGCUGAGGCCACCGAUAAGCCACGGGAAUUCCCAAGGCUUUCCAACUCAUAAAGUCCAAUCUCAGCCGUUGAGUUUCCAGCAGAGGCAGCAACCUAGAGAAAAUGCGACUCAACACAGCGAAACUGUGGGAGAGGAGAGCCCGUCAACAGCAGAUAGCCGGGGUUCUCGUUCCAAUGUUGGCUAUGGCCAGAACUAUGGCAUGCAGAUGCAGCCAACCAACUUGGGUUUGAUGAGCUCAGCUGCCCCAGGUGGUGGAGUGGUCGUAUCUUCAAGCAAUCAUGGUGAAAAGAAAUCACAGCAGCAGGUUCCAAAGGCUGGUGUGGAAUCUUUUCAAAACCAGGGUUAUGCUAUGACCUUUGCGACGUUCAACGGGGCUAACGCUGCUCCUUCCCUGAACAUGUCAUCGAUUGCUCAGAAUCACGCCAUGUUCCACAGCAUUCCCGAAGCAGCUAGGCAAGGUUAUCAAAUGAUGGCUGCGAAUGUUGCUGCUCAAGCAGCCCAACAGAAAAUGAACUACAGUGCUCCAUCAGAUGAUGGAAAGUCUGGGUCUAAUGCUGUUUCUGUGGAAGAACAAAGAAAGUCGGGAGGAGGAGCAACAGGGAAAACGAGUGGUGCUAAUGCUGGGCAGUCUAUUGCUUUCUCUAACAAACACGACUUGGCUGAUGCAUCUGUUUCUGCUGUAACGAGUGGUAGCAUCGUUGAUACAUCCCGCUUGCUCAACCUUGGUUCUGCUAUGCCACAGAGUUCCGGUUCUAUGCCGACGUCUCACCAUCAUCAGCAACAACAGCAACAGCAGCAGCAGCAACAUAUGCAACAGCAACAGCAGCAGCAGCAUAUGCAACAACAACAGCAACAGCACAUGCAACGGAGUCAGUCACAGCAACCUUAUACAACCAUGUAUCUCCAGAAGCAGCAACGCUAUGCAACUUCAGUCGCUGCUUCUGCUGCUAGAACCAAAGGGCCAGUGGCGAGUAAUGGGAGUGGUUUCGCUGAUCACAACAUCACCGUAUCACCCGCCGGAACCGCCAAGUUUCCAAAUGCCAAUUCCGGGUUCCCUCAAAACCUUGUCCAGUCAAGCAGCGGUCAGGUGCAGUCUCCUCAGUGGAAUAAAAAUUCACCGAGGACAACAAACACUUCCCAAGCUCAGUCUCCUUCCAUGCUGUCGCCGUCAUCAUCAUCUGUUGCCGCUGCAUCGUCCCUGAGAAACGUAUCGCAUAAACAGCAAAACCGUCCCCAGCAAUCGCAGAUAUCAUUUGCAGCGAACUCAAAACCCAUGGCUUCCGGUUCACCAGUGCAGCAGGUGCAAGGAGGUAGCAAUAACCAGGCUCCAUCUCCACCGAUGUUAGUUGGGUCGCCUUCUACGUCUUCUGUCUCCAAAAACGCCGGCGGAAGCCCAAGAACAACUGCUACCGCUUCGUCAGCGGGGAACAAAGCUGGACAAGCUUCCUCUACUACCCACUCAUCGUCUCAGCCGUCAAAGAACGUACAGCAGUCUGCAUCCGCAGCUUCUUCCGGUGGUGGAAGGAACAACGGUCCUUCUGUUCUCGGAAACCCCACUGCAAGCUCCGGAUCCAAGUCCCAACAACAGCAACAGCAACAGAUGCCAAAGCAUGGAUUGCAACCGCAAGCCCAGCUUUUCUUUUCAAAUCCUUACAUGCAAUCUCAGCAUCAACAACAUCCACCGCAGCAGAUCACUAUCUCUCCUUCCGGUGGUUACUACAUUCAGAGACAUCAGCAACAACCGGGUUCCGCAGCUGCUAGUCCUCCAGUCACUGGAGCUGUCACCGCCACUUCAGAUCCAGCGAAAGCCAUAGCCGCUGCUGCAGCGGCUGCUAAUAACAUGAAAGGAGGAGGAGGUAUGGGGAAGACGCAGCAACACCAGCUGGUGCCUCCAGGGUUCCCGUAUGUUCACGCGGUUCAGGUUAAACCUGUAGAUCAGAAGCAACAAGCGGCUUGUGCUGGCGAGACGAAAGAGACAGAGACUUAG
Microthlaspi erraticum is the source of this 4746-nucleotide messenger RNA. NCBI's taxonomy places the organism in Eukaryota, Viridiplantae, Streptophyta, Magnoliopsida, Brassicales, Brassicaceae. The record is from the annotation of a GenBank genome assembly.